This is a messenger RNA of Saprolegnia parasitica CBS 223.65, 1626 nucleotides long. RefSeq names its product TKL protein kinase. Gene Ontology annotation, molecular function: ATP binding; protein kinase activity. Bases 43 to 1626 code for a protein of 527 amino acids. The record is from RefSeq and is a predicted model, not a curated record. The transcript is spliced from 6 exons. NCBI's taxonomy places the organism in Eukaryota, Oomycota, Saprolegniomycetes, Saprolegniales, Saprolegniaceae. Gene Ontology annotation, biological process: protein phosphorylation.
GAGCCCACCGACGGUCGCAGCCUGCGCGAGGCUCUCGUCACCAUGUCGUUGAGUGUCCGACCCGUGUGGCCAUCGCCCAAGUUGCACGUUGCCAUCGCGAUGGCUCGGGCCCUUGCCGAUCUGCAUGCCGCUGGCCUUUUCCACGGGUCGCUUUCAAGCCACAGCGUCUUUCUUGGCGUCGAACGUCGCGUCAAGGUCGGUGUGCCGGGAACGUCCGACCCCAAUCUGUCGACGCUGCCGUGGACCGCCCCCGAACGACUUGGCAUGUUUGCGCCGUGCACGCCGGAGGCUGACAUUUAUGCGCUCGGCGUCAUUUUGACCGAGCUCGACACGCUACGUGCACCGUUCGAGGAAGAGAAUUGGAACGACGCGCAGCUCAUGACGGCGGUGGGCCUUCAUGGACGUCGCCCACAACUCUCGGAUGCCUGCGACCCGCGGUAUGUGACCUUGGUCGACCAGUGUCUAGCCCGAGAUACGACCCGUCGCCCGACGGCUACAGCCAUUGAGGGCAAGACGCCGCUGGCCAUGGCGAUCGAGCGCGGCUACUCUUCCAUGGUUGCCAAGCUCUUUGAUCGCGUGCACCGAGCUGCGGUCGAGAUUUCGGAAGACGGGUACGCAAUGACCACGACAGAGCUCGGUGUUGGCGGCUCUGGUGUCGUCCUCCUUGGCUCGUACUGCGGUCAAAACGUUGCGGUCAAGCGGUUCCGAAGUGCAAAGUACUACUCAUCGAUCGAGCCCGAAGCCGACGCACUUGUCGCGUGUCCGUCCCCAUUCCUCGUGCGGCUAGUGGCCAUCGCAGGUCGCCACUCGGAGACGCCAGCACUUCUCUUCGAGUACAUGGAUGGCGGUCGUCUUCAGACGCACCUCGAGAAGAAGCGCAUGAACGAGCGCACGUCGGUGCACGUGACCAACCUCCACGUGGCCUGGGUCAUCGCCAACGCCUUGCGAGAUCUGCACGCCAAGAAGUUUGUGCACCGCGACAUCAAGAGCGACAACGUCCUUCUGAGCUUAAGCGGCGAGAUCAAGCUCGCCGACCUCGGCAUGGCGCGACCUGAGGCAACGGAAAUGACCGAAGCGGCAGGUACCCGGUUCUGGAUGGCGCCCGAGAUCCUGCAAGCGCAUGGCACGACGUACGGUCGACCCGCCGACAUUUACGCGUUUGGCGUCCUCCUCACGGAGCUGAACACGUGUCAACUGCCGUACUUUGACCAGGACGUUCAAGAUCGAAUUGCGUUUAACCGCGGUGUCAUCAACGGCACUCUUCGCCCGACGUUGACGACCGAGUGCGAGCCAUGGCUGCGCACGCUGGUGGAGAUGUGUCUGCUUGGAGAUCCGGCACUGCGGCCAACAGCCAACCAGAUUGUCGAAAUGCUUCAAAUCGAGCAAGUGGCUGCAGCAGCGAGCAUGGGCGUGACCGAGGCGUGUAUGCGCGUCGUGGCAAGGGACGACGUCGUCGCAUUGACGCAGCUGCUCGAAAACAGUGUAUCGCUGGAGACGACGCUCUCCAACGGUGCGUUGCUGCUUCUGGUAGCGACAACGGCUCGGGCCACCGGAACAAUGCAACUCCUCCUUGAUCACAUCGUCGACGUCAACGCCAUGCGCGUACUUGACGGACUCCAAAUUUGA